AUGCUCAGUGGUGUGCCAGAUAAUUUGAGGCUAGUAGUCCAUGAUCUCAUCACAAAAAUACUUGCCACAAAUCGAUGUGAGUCCUACUCAUCCAUAGAUGCUGUAAAGCAAUUUUAUUCAUUUGGUGAGAAUCUGUUCACGUGUUCUUCUAACCCAGCAUCAUUACCGGAAGUUGAAGCGCAGCUGUUCUCAAUCCUGCAAGUGGACGGAAGAGAUAUUGAUUCAGUCAAACUCAAACGCCUCCUGAGAUUCUUUCAUAACUUGCCUUCUGUCAGGCGAAAGGCAGAAAUUUUGGAGUUUUUUUACCAGCUCUCUAGUCACAAUUAUUGUCGACGAAAAGCUGAUGUUCCGUCUGUUUCUGAAAGCCUAUUUCGAAAUAUAAACUCUUUUAAUAAUGGAUCAAGUGGGUUUGUGUCAGAUUUAGUCUCUCAUUCUUCCGUCCAACCGAAAUCCAAACCUCCUACUCCUGUAAGGUCUACCAUAAGAUCUGGUGAUUCAUCGAAUUCUGCAACAGACCACUUAGUUAAUUUAUGGGGACCUCCCGCUGGUGACUCGUAUAGACCUCCUCUUUCAAGCAAUAAUCUUAAUCGUCGUUUUCUUAGUCAGCGUAUCAAGAAUUCAUCAUUACCCAAGGCUGCCAGUCGAACAACAGUUUCGGAAGCUGAUCUUUUACGUGAAUUGGUAUUUGUACUAAAUGGUGUUGGAGGGAACCUAAUUAAAUAUAAUCAUAUCCUGGAUUCUUUCAGAUUAGUGUCAACUGCGAAUGUUCCUGUUGGUCGACAAGAUUCAAUUCAUAGGAUAGCUGAAUGUGGUUGGUUACAUAAUCAAAUUAAACAAUUUGUAAAUCGUGCUCGAAAUGAUAGAUCCUCUGGGAUUAUUGUACAAAGUUUUGCUUCUGGCUUACAUGAACACUUGACUGAGUAUUACCGUCUGGUCGCUACUUUAGAGUCACAAUUGAAUCAAGAUAAACAUGAUUUUCCUGGAGAUCAUGCUAGUCAGUCCGACCAAGGCACAGACUAUGGUAGAUCGCUAGAAAACAUGACAAGUACUAUACCUGGUGGUGUUGGAGGCUUGGAUAUUCAUGUCGAUCGCACUGGUGAUAAUCAGUCAACUACUUCUUCGUUAUCUUCCGUUCAACCGUUAACAUUGACCCGGUUAGUUUUGUGGACUCAAGAGCCUCGGCUGAGAUUACGAUUUUUAGCUAGUUUAUGUGAUGUUUGCCGUGGUUUAAAAGGUGGAGCGUUAGCUUCUGAAGUGUUUGCUCAUACACUUCAUGGAGAUCCUGAAGUAUCGUUAAUCAUGCGACAUUUAAUGUCAAAUAUUGCUUCUAGUUUAUUACAUUUUAUUAGUCAAUGGAUUUAUGAUGGUCAUUUAGAUGAUCCAUAUCAAGAAUUCUUUGUUGAAUCUGAUAUGUCAGUAAAAAUGGAUCGUUUAUGGUAUGAUAAAUAUAAUCUGCGGCAUAAUAUGAUUCCAAGAUUUAUCACAUCAAGCCAAGCUAAUAAAAUUCUUGUCACUGGUAAAUCGAUCAACUUUUUAAUUCAUGUUUGUGGAGAGAAACAAGGCAUUAAAAAUCGUGAAUCUAUUCGUUACACACGUUUAAAAAAGGUUGAAUCAAUGUUUGAACAAGAUUUAGAUCAAUCAUUUGAUCAAAUGAUAUCUACUGUAUACAAACAAACUAGUCAACAUUUAUUAGAAACAUUAAUCGGACGUUAUCAUUUUUUAGAUCAUUUAAGAGCUACUAGACAGUUUUUACUCUUAGGACAGGGGGAUUUUAUUCAACAUCUUAUGGAUUUGUUAGAUUCCAAUUUAAAUAAACCAUGUUCACAAAUAUUACUUAGUCGAUUAAGUGGUAUAUUAGAGACAGCCAUACGUGAUACUAAUGCUCAGUAUGAACAACCUGAAAUUCUUCAACGUUUAGAUGUUCGUUUAUUGGAUAUAUCUACAGGUCAAGAUACUGGAUGGGAUAUAUUUUCAUUGGAUUAUCAUGUCGAUGGUCCAUUGGCGACAAUAUUUACUGAUAAUUGUCGUUUUAUGUAUUUAUUUUCAUUUAAUUUUCUUUGGCGUGCUAAACGUAUGGAAUUUACAUUAAGCAAUUUAUGGAAACAACAGCUAUGUGCAACACGUUUAGGUUAUGAUUUACAAAUCGAUUUAGCCUUAGUGCUACAUUUAUUACAACUAUUCGGUGCAGAAAUACGUCAUUUUAUUCAACAAAUACAAUAUUAUAUUAAUUUUGAAGUUUUAGAAUGUGCCUGGGAAAAUCUUGUCAAACAAGUACAUUCUGCUGAAGAUCUUGGUGAUGUUAUUAAAGCCCAUCAAGCAUUUUUAUCAAAUGUAUUUACAAGAUGUCUAUUAGAUGCUGAAUCACGUCAACUUCUUGGUCAAUUACGAGCGAUAUUUAAUUCAAUUUUAGAUUAUGCUCAAUUACAUCAAGAUUUUAAUACAACUGCUAUGCAUGAGAAUGGUAUACGUGAAAAAUAUGCAUCUGAUGUGCAACGUGCUGAAAAAACUGGUCAUUGGGGUACUAAUCGAUUACGAGAAGAACAAGAGUUGACUAGACGUAAAGAGUUUGUCGAUCAUAAACUUUCUCAUUUACAAGCUCGGAUACGUAUUCAAGCUGCUGCAUACCGUACUAAUCUUAUCAAAUUCAUUGAUAUGUUAUCGAAUCAUACAGAUUGUAGUUUACGUUUAUUAGCAGAGCAUAUAAAUUUCAAUGGACAUUAUUGUACUUCAGCACCUGGUUCAUCUUUUACCACUAGUGGAUCAAUAACAUCCGGUUAUCCUUCAAUCAAUGGUCAUCAUCAAAAAUAUCAGUUCACACAACAACAACAACACCACCACCACGAACAACAACAACAAAGAUCUCCACAAUCAUUGUCCUCAGCGCUGCCACAAAGAUCAACACAACCAUCACCAUCAUCAUUAUCACAACAACAACAACAACAACAACAAGAAGAACAGAACAGAAGUAAUUACAGUAAUAUCAUCAUAUUGAGAAGUGCUCAACCAUAUUCUGGUUCUGUUACACCAAGUUCAACAUCAUCAUGA
Molecule: messenger RNA, 3045 nt
Organism: Schistosoma turkestanicum
Lineage: Eukaryota; Metazoa; Platyhelminthes; Trematoda; Strigeidida; Schistosomatidae
Source: the annotation of a GenBank genome assembly